Messenger RNA from Helobdella robusta, 354 nucleotides. RefSeq lists its product as hypothetical. The record is from RefSeq and is a predicted model, not a curated record. The transcript has 5 exons. Gene Ontology annotation, cellular component: Nem1-Spo7 phosphatase complex; cytoplasm. The annotation marks the transcript as partial. NCBI's taxonomy places the organism in Eukaryota, Metazoa, Annelida, Clitellata, Rhynchobdellida, Glossiphoniidae.
GAUCUUAAAGCAUUUGAGAGGAGGUUAACAGAAGUGAUAUCACAACUACAACCGAUUACUGUCAGAUGGAGAUUUGUCCUCCUGUUAACAGCAGUUUGCACAAUUGCUGGAGCCUUGAACUGGCUGAUGGAUCCUGAAACGUUUAAGGUUGUCUCCUUCUUCGACUCCUUACUUAACCACUUAUUUUUCACAUCCAGUAGCAUCUGCCUGAUCAUUCUAUUUCUUCUCGGCAUCCACAAGAGAGUUGUUGCUCCAUCCAUAAUAGCUUCAAGAUGUCGAUCAGUUCUGGCUGAUUACAAUAUGUCAUGUGAUGAUACAGGGAAGUUGAUAUUGAGACCCAGGCCAGGAACAUGA